Messenger RNA from Miscanthus lutarioriparius, 1533 nucleotides. Lineage: Eukaryota; Viridiplantae; Streptophyta; Magnoliopsida; Poales; Poaceae. The record is from the annotation of a GenBank genome assembly.
AUGCAGGUGCCGCCGCCGCCGCCGCCGCGCACACUACCGCUCCCGCAUUUCACGCUUCCGCCUCUCGCCGGACAGGAUCACCUCUUCGUGGCUGCACUCCGCUCCCACCUCUCCGCUUCGCCGCCCCCUACCGCUGCCUCCCUCUCCCGCUUCCUCCCCGGCCUCACCCUGCUCCGCCUCUCCCACCUCGUCCUCCUCCUCGCCGGGCGCGUCUCGCGUCCUCCGCACAGCCUCCUCACCGCGCUCCUCCCCUCACCACCUCCACCGCUCCCGCUCGCCAUCCUGCUCCAUUCACUCCCGCCACGCCGAUGCAGUGAGCUCCUCACCUCCGUGCUCCCCUCCGUCUUGCCACGAGCCUUCCCGGACCUCCUCCACCACCUGCUCCUCACCGCCCGCCUCGCUGCUGGGACGCAGUGCGCUGCCGCGGUCCCGGCGAUAGACGUCCUCUUCUCCGCAUGCGCGCGCGACAAGAAGCUCUCCCGGGCCACGCUUACCUACCGCGCCAUGCGCGCGCACGGCUUGCUUCCGACGGUCGAGUCAUGCAAUGUCUUCAUCUCAGCCGCGCUCCGCCUGCGGCGCCCAGAGAUAGCCAUAUCCUUCUUCCGAGAGAUGCGCCGGUGCCGGGUCUCUCCCAACGUGUACACCGUCAACAUGGUGAUGCGGGCCAACUGUGUCCUGGGGCGUGUCGUGAACGCGGCGCAGUUGCUCAACGAAAUGCCGGGCUGGGGAUUUAGCAGGACUGCAGCCAGCUUUAACACGCUCAUCGCUGCCUACUGCCAUGACAGUGGUGGCAUGGAGACCGCACUGCGGCUGAAGGAGAGGAUGGAGCGUGAAGGUCUUGUGCCGAAUGAGGUGACCUACAACACGAUCGUGCAUGGGAUGUGCAAGGAGGGCAGGAUGUGGCAGGCGAGCCGGGUGGUGAACGAGAUGAGGGUGAAGGGUGUGACGCCAAACACUAUCACUUUCAACACACUAAUUCAUGGUUAUGUGACUCUUGGUGAUAACGAGGGGGCGAUAAGGAUGCAUGAGGAGAUGGUGAAGGCCAGAGUUGGUGCUGAUAUGGUAACCUACAAUGCACUCAUUCUCGGGCUCUGUAAUGAAGGGAAGACAAGGAAGACCGGGAAAUUGGUUCAGGAGCUUUGUGCUGCCAAACUUGAACCUAAUGCAUCAACUUUCUCGGCUCUGAUUAUUGGCCAGUGCAAGAAGCAGAACUCAGAGCGUGCAUUAGAUCUGUUGAAUGCAAUGAAGAAAGCUGGAUUUCAACCGAAUUACUACACAUAUAAGAUUGUCGUAUCCACUUUCUCUAAGAACAAGGAUUUUGAAGGCGCAGUUGAUGUUUUGAAGGAUAUGCUCAAGAGGUGCAUUGCUCCUGACAAAGCCUUGUUGCAUGAGUUCUUCGAAGGCCUCUCUGAGGCUAAAAAAUUGCACCUGGCAGCUGAUCUUCGUUCAGUGGCUAAUGGGGCAAGAUUUAUUUCUGAUGUCUACUAUACUGGUGAUUAUAGGAAUAUAGAUGAAGAGAAAAUAACAUGUUAA